Dendrobium catenatum is the source of this 1935-nucleotide messenger RNA. RefSeq names its product pentatricopeptide repeat-containing protein At2g15690, mitochondrial. NCBI's taxonomy places the organism in Eukaryota, Viridiplantae, Streptophyta, Magnoliopsida, Asparagales, Orchidaceae. Gene Ontology annotation, molecular function: RNA binding; protein binding; zinc ion binding. Bases 149 to 1696 code for a protein of 515 amino acids. Gene Ontology annotation, biological process: RNA modification. The record is from RefSeq and is a predicted model, not a curated record. The transcript has a single exon.
CGGCUGAGAUGUGCAAUUUAGGCGCCCUAAAACAGAUCUAUCCAGCCCACCAGCGAUAAACCAACGACAACUCCAACUCCCACCAGCCAUAAAGGCUUGCCCAUUAAGCGCUUAUCUUCCGCCGGCUUUCUUCAACUGGCCGGCGAAAAUGACUUCCUUCUCGGUAAUACAGCGAUCCUCUUCUUCCAUGGUAGCUGCCGCCUUCUGCAAGGUACGCUUCUCCUCUGCGCUUUUUCUCUUUAAACCUCGUACAAGCCUUGUAAAAAUCAGUGCUUUCGCUUCGAGAAACCCCUCAUUCAAUUCCCUCAGCACAUCUGCAACACCCAAUAACUAUCACCAGCAGCAGCCGCCAUCGCCUCCUCCUUCCUCUGAUCCACGCAUUUUCCACAACCCAAACCGUAAUCCUAAUCAAUGGAGCCCGCAGAAAAACCAGCCUUCCUAUCCAAACCCUAACCUAAUGAGCCACGAUGGACCAAACCAAUGGAGCCAAUCACAGAACCAACCCCCUUCCUUCUCUCGUCCGCCUCCACCGGGCCAUCCUUCUCCAGUGAAUGCUGCUCUGCCGCCUGGUGUUAGCCCUCCAACAGCAGGCCCUGGGGAUCUCAUUGCACUCUCUCGCCAGGGGAAGGUUAAAGAGGCCGUAGAGCUCAUGAACCAGGGUGUUCGUGCUGAUCCCCCUUCCUUCUUUGAGCUCAUCGCUGCCUGUAACGAUGCCAAGCUUUUGGAGGAACUUAAAAAGAUCCAUGACUUCUAUUUAAGGUCACCCUUUCGUGCUGACCUACAAAUCAACAACAAGCUGCUUGAGAUGUAUUCAAAGUGCAGGAGCAUGAAGGAUGCACGUCGGACGUUUGAUGGAAUGCCUGAUAGAAAUAUGGACUCCUGGCAUUUGAUGAUUAAUGGUUAUGCAUCUAACGGUGAAGGGGAUGAUGGUUUACAUCUUUUUGAGAAGAUGAGAGAUGUGGGAGUGCAGCCUAAUUCACAGACUUUCCUUUAUGUUUUGGCUGCAUGUGCUAGUGCAGAUGCUAUUGAAGAAGGAUUUAUUCAUUUUGAAUCAAUGUCAAAAGAGUAUGAUAUUAGCCCUGGGAUUGAGCACUAUGUUGCGAUGAUUGAGGUGCUGGGAAAAUCAGGGCAAAUCCAUGAGGCAUUGGAGUUCAUUGAGAAGUUGCCUUUUGAAGCACCCGCUGUAUUUUGGGAGACCAUGAUGAACUUAGCCCGGAUUCAAGGAGACAUUGAUCUGGAAGACCAAAUGGAAGAGCUCUUGUUGUCAAUGGAUCCAUCGAAGUUUAAUCCCAAGAAGAUACCGACACCACUGGCAAAGAGGCGUGCUGGUAUCAACAUGCUUGAUGGGAAGAACAAGCUCGGGGAAUACCGUCUACCACCCCCUCCACCGAAGGCUCCGCCAGUUAAGGAACAGGGCUAUGUGCCAGACACCAGAUAUGUGUUGCAUGAUAUUGAUCAGGAAGCUAAGGAGCAAGCUCUCCUCUAUCAUAGCGAGCGAUUGGCCAUUGCUUACGGGCUUAUUAGUACACCUGCGAGGACGCCGCUACGGAUUAUCAAGAAUCUCAGGGUUUGUGGUGACUGCCACAAUGCAAUUAAGAUCAUGUCCAGGAUUGUUGGAAGGGAGCUUAUUGUUCGUGACAACAAGCGUUUUCAUCAUUUCAAGGAUGGGAAAUGUUCCUGUGGGGACUACUGGUGAUGUUGCUGCAUUAGGUUUUGGUUAGCUCCUAAACUUCUCACUAUAUUUGAGGUUUAUGGUGUAAAAAAGUUGUUUGCAGUUCGAUCUGAUCUUACAGGCAGGUCGUUUUAGCUGUCAUAAGGACAUGAAUUGCAUUUUCUUAUUGCAUGCUAUGGGUUCUGCUUGUUCCAAAUUGACAGUUCUUACCUUUUUUAUACUUUCUAAUUACUAUCAUAUGGAAGUGUUGGACAUACAAAUAA